Messenger RNA from Tripterygium wilfordii, 2444 nucleotides. Its product is annotated as amidophosphoribosyltransferase, chloroplastic-like. Lineage: Eukaryota; Viridiplantae; Streptophyta; Magnoliopsida; Celastrales; Celastraceae. The transcript has a single exon. Gene Ontology annotation, biological process: purine nucleobase biosynthetic process; purine nucleotide biosynthetic process. Gene Ontology annotation, cellular component: cytoplasm. The record is from RefSeq and is a predicted model, not a curated record. Bases 122 to 1888 code for a protein of 588 amino acids. Gene Ontology annotation, molecular function: amidophosphoribosyltransferase activity.
UCCUAGUUGCUCCACUAGCAGUCCACUGUCUUCAAGUCUUCACUAGAUAUGCAUCUCUUUCUUUGUACCGGCCCCAACGUCUAAACUUUGUCCAAGCUUUGAGCCCUCAACCACCUCAUCGAUGGCAGCCACCGCCUCCACCACCAACGCCAAGCCCUCUUCGAUUUCCUCAUCUCGUACGAAUUCAUCUGUAAAGCCUUGCCCUCGGAUAACCCAUCUUUCAAUCCCCCCCAAAACCCUCUCUAAACCCUCAUGUUUCCCUCAGAAGCACUUUGUUUCCCAUGCCCACCGAAAUUCCUUCGCUAUUCACUCCAAAAACCCCAUCUCUGACCUUGUAUUGACAAAGAACAAUGACCCAGAUGGCUUUUUUAGCUUUAGUGAUGAUGACGAUAAGCCCCGGGAAGAGUGCGGCGUUGUGGGUAUUUAUGGGGACCCUGAGGCGUCGAGGUUGUGCUAUUUGGCUCUUCAUGCUCUGCAACAUCGUGGCCAAGAAGGUGCUGGUAUUGUUUCUGUUAGUGACAAUGUUCUUCAUUCAAUAACUGGUGUUGGGUUGGUCUCUGAUGUGUUUAGUCAAUCGAAAUUGGGUCAAUUACCUGGUGAUAUGGCAAUUGGGCAUGUUAGGUAUUCGACUGCUGGUGCGUCGAUGCUUAAAAAUGUCCAGCCCUUUGUUGCUGGGUAUAGGUUUGGGUCUGUUGGGGUUGCACACAAUGGGAAUUUGGUUAAUUAUAAGACAUUGAGAGCCAUGCUUGAAGAUAAUGGGUCAAUUUUUAAUACUAGCUCUGAUACUGAGGUUGUUUUGCAUUUGAUUGCAAUAUCAAAGGUGAGACCUUUCUUCUUGAGGAUUGUUGAUGCUUGUGAGAAGCUUGAGGGGGCUUAUUCUAUGGUGUUUGCAACAGAAGAUAAGUUGGUUGCUGUUCGCGACCCAUAUGGGUUUAGGCCUUUGGUGAUGGGGAGAAGGAGCAAUGGUGCUGUUGUGUUUGCAUCUGAGACUUGUGCACUUGAUUUGAUUGAAGCUACAUACGAGAGAGAGGUUUUUCCCGGGGAGGUUGUGGUGGUGGACAAGGAUGGUGUUCGGUCUCUUUGCCUAAUGCCCCACCCUGAGCCGAAGCAGUGUAUUUUUGAGCAUAUUUACUUUUCGUUGCCGAACUCCAUUGUCUUUGGAAGGUCUGUUUAUGAGUCACGUCAUGCAUUUGGUGAAAUAUUAGCCACAGAGGCUCCUGUUGAUUGUGACGUCGUGAUUGCUGUGCCAGAUUCUGGGGUGGUGGCUGCUCUUGGUUAUGCUGCGAAAGCAGGGGUGGCAUUUCAACAAGGAUUGAUAAGGUCACACUAUGUUGGAAGGACCUUCAUUGAGCCCUCACAGAAGAUUAGGGACUUUGGGGUCAAACUUAAGCUCUCUCCGGUGCGGGGAGUAUUGGAGGGGAAGAGGGUGGUUGUUGUGGAUGAUUCAAUUGUGAGGGGAACUACCUCUUCAAAGAUUGUUAGGUUGAUCAAGGAAGCCGGGGCUAAGGAGGUUCAUAUGAGGAUUGCAAGUCCACCGAUGAUUGCUUCUUGUUAUUAUGGAGUGGACACCCCUAGUUCAGAGGAGUUAAUAUCAAACAGAAUGAGUGUGGAGGAGAUUAGAGAGUAUAUUGGUAGUGAUUCACUUGCAUUUCUUCCAAUGGAUAGCUUGAAAAAGUUGUUGGGCGAGGAUUACCCGAGCUUUUGUUAUGCAUGUUUCACUGGGAAGUACCCUGUUCUGCCUAAGGAGGAUAAAGUGAAACGAGUUGGUGAUUUCGUGGAUGAUGGCUUGAACGGAAGCGUUGAAUUCAUUGAUGGUGGUUGGGUUCAAGGGCCUCCUCGUCAGCAGAGUGAUUCAGAAGGUGAAGUUCAGAAGUUAUCAUUCUUGUAAUGAUUUCUUUGCUUGCAGUGACUUCAAUGAAGAUGAGAACAGGAUACACAUAUGGCGAGGGACAAGCGAUUUAGCUUCAUGAAUGAAUACUUACUUAUCAGUAUCUCUGCAUAACUUAAGCUUCAAACUUUAGAGCUUACACAAUUUUGUUUCAACCUUAAUUUUGGAAAAGUUACAUGGUAAGAACUCAAAAUUUAUUUUUUUUCCCUUUUCUUUUCAUUGUGAUAGACAAAUUAGCUAUGAAUUUUUGAAAGUUUCUUCUAUGGCGUGGUUUGUUGAAUAGUUAUUUUAUGGUUAUGUGUUUACAAGCCAAUUUUCAAAAGAGUGAUUCAAUUUGAUGUAAUAUAAUAUUCUGAAGAUGCAGUUGCAGUUGCAGUGUUUGUGCAUUUUACAAAAGAAGAGUUCGACCCAGUGCUUUAUUUCUGACUCCUAGUUGAUCCUGAUCCUGAUCCUGAUUCGAUUGAUUUUCCCCAAUAACCAAGUACUUUAUUCUGCAUAUUUGAUUCCAUCCAUAAAUCUCUUUUCUUCCCUAUGAGUUCUCUUUUCUUCAGGCUAC